This is a messenger RNA of Lolium perenne, 1251 nucleotides long. RefSeq lists its product as uncharacterized. Gene Ontology annotation, molecular function: DNA binding; DNA-binding transcription factor activity. NCBI's taxonomy places the organism in Eukaryota, Viridiplantae, Streptophyta, Magnoliopsida, Poales, Poaceae. Gene Ontology annotation, biological process: ethylene-activated signaling pathway; regulation of DNA-templated transcription. The record is from RefSeq and is a predicted model, not a curated record.
GCGCCUCCGCCCGACUUCCCAGCCACACACGCAAAGCACCCGCUCAUAGUGAAGACCACCAAAGCAACCACAGAGCUAGUACCUACCCAGCACCAAAAGCAAAAGAUCAGAGCUUCACAGCAGAAACCAAAGCCAAGAUGUGCGGCGGCGCGAUCCUGGCCGAGCUCAUCCCAACCGCGCCGUCUCGGCGCGUCACGGCAGGCCACCUCUGGCCCCAGCCCAAGAAGCAGCAGCAGCACCACCACCGGAGGGUCGCUGCGGCCGACGACUUCGAGGCGGCCUUCCGCGAGUUCGAGGAUGACUCCGACGACGAGCAGCAUGACGAGGACGACGUGGUGGUGAUCGACGAGGAGGUGGCCGAGAGCAAGCCCUUCCUCUUCCGCGCCCCCUCCAAGCAGCAGCAGGCGCCGCCGGCCAGGCGCAGGAAGCCGGCGCAGUACAGGGGCGUGCGGCGCCGGCCCUGGGGCAAGUGGGCCGCCGAGAUCCGCGACCCCGUCAAGGGCGUCCGCGUCUGGCUCGGCACCUUCCCCUCCGCCGAGGCCGCCGCCCUCGCCUACGACCAAGCCGCGCGCGCCAUCCGCGGAUCCAGGGCCAAGCUCAACUUCCCCUCCGCCGCGGCACCCGCUGCUGCUGCUCCUGCUCCGUGCGCCCGCAAGCGCGCCCGCGCCGAAGCCGCUCCCGCUCCCGCUCCCGCUGCCAAGGCAGCAACAGCGCCGGUCGUCGAAUCCGCCGCGCACGCGCCGUCCCUCGUCAAGCACGAGGCCGAGUCGACCCAGGGCUCGCAGUCCAGCAACGCCCUGCCGGACUUCUCGUGGCAGGGCAUGUCCGCGUUCGACGACGCCGCGGCGCGCCCCAUCCCCGCCAUGGACGUCGACCAGGUCGCCAAGCGGCAGAGGACGGAGCCAAAGGAGGACACCGACGAGGGCAUGUCCGCCCCGGCCCCGGCCUCCGACUCCGACUCCGACGCGCUCUUCGACGCCCUCUUCUUCUCCGACCAGUUCCCCUUCUUCGACGGCGCCGCCGCCUACGACUCCCUCGACAGCCUCUUCAGCGCCGACGCCGUGCAGAGCGACGACCCCGCCUUGGGCCUCUGGAGCUUCGACGACGGCUGCCUAGUCGACGAGUGCAGCUUGUCAUUCUAGCUCAUCUUGCUCCGUUCAAUCGGAUCCUACUAGUAUCAUGUGAUGCUCAUCGAUCUUGUACAUAGACUAGUUUGUUGACAUCCUUGUGAAAGAUUUUGCCUACGCCUUC